Messenger RNA from Centropristis striata (black sea bass), 3119 nucleotides. RefSeq names its product B-cell receptor CD22-like. Lineage: Eukaryota; Metazoa; Chordata; Actinopteri; Perciformes; Serranidae. Bases 161 to 1807 code for a protein of 548 amino acids. The transcript is spliced from 10 exons. The record is from RefSeq and is a predicted model, not a curated record.
AGAGGACUGAAACCAAAAACUUGUCUGCUGCUUUCGAAACUAUUAUGAGGUGUUUGGGGGUUUCUUAACGAGUCUUUUACAACUUUACCAAACGUAAAAAGCCAGUGAGAGACAGGACAACAUGGAUCUGAGUCACAGCAGAGUGAUCUGAGGACCAAACAUGAGUUGUAAAGUAGCAGCGGCUGGAUUUGUCGUCUUCCUUCUCUCUCUGUCAGUGGUACAGAGUCAGAAUGGUUGGGGAGUGACUUACACUUCUACUGAGAUCUGUGCACCAACAGGAUCAACAGUGGAAAUGAGCUGCACCUACACAUACCCAUCAAUGCAAAACCCUUCCACUAAAGUUAAUAAAGCAUUCUGGUAUACUAAAAUUAAUCUUAGUGAACCUGUGGAUCUGAGGACAGACUCAGAAUACAAAGAUCGUGUGCAGUCCAGUUGUUCUAAUAACAUCUGCACUCUGAGAAUCUCAGACCUCAGAAAGAGCGACGCAGAUGUGUACAAGUUCAAGUUCGUAACAAUCGCGCCAGAUGGAAAAUACACUGGUGAACCUGGAGUCACUUUGUCUGUCACAGAUCUCAAGGUCCAGCGCUACAAGUCAACACACUCUGACUGGCUGCAGUGUGACAGCAGUUGUCUUCCAGCUUAUCGUUAUCCCUUUGUCUGGUACCAGAAUGGACAGGAAAUUCAGAAACAGAAUUCUUAUUAUUUGUCCGACUUUGAUAAUCAACACAGCUAUUCAUGUGCUCUUAAAGGAUAUGUGGACUUCCCUUCUCCUUCAGUGUGUGUUGAUGGUACAGACUGCAACAGAUUGACUUACACUGACAAAAGAAUCUGUGCCUCCAAAGGCUCUUCAGUGAAAAUAUCUUGCACGUACAACAAGUACAAUUAUGGUGAUGCAUCAACAUUCUGGUUCAGGAAGAGUCCAUUACGACCUAAGGACCUUGUGGUAAACUCUCAGUAUGCAGGUCGUGCUGAGGUUGAAACAGUGAGAGGACGCUCCACUCUGACAAUCUCUGAGCUGACAGAGAGCGAUUCAGCCGAGUAUCACUUCAAAUUCAAAACACCAAGCUCUGAAUGGAGCAGUUCACCUGGUACAACUCUGACUGUCACAGAGCUCCAGGUGCAGGUGAUCAGAGUCUAUCAGUCCUUUACAGAGCUGAAGUGUCACAGCAGCUGCAGUCCAGCUGGUCGUUCUUCCUUCAUCUGGUUCAAGAAUGGAGAGAAAUUCAGAGAGGGAGAGACAUUUUAUUAUAGUGGCCGGCUUAAUUCCACAGAAGACAUCUCUUGUGCUUUGAAAGGACACGAGGAGUUCCCCUCUCCUCCAGUGUAUGCUCCAAGACUUCCCUCUGUGUCAGUGAGUCCCUCUGCUGAGAUAGUGGAGGGCAGUUCAGUGACUCUGACCUGCAGCAGUGAUGCUAACCCAGCAGCUAACAUUACCUGGUACAAGGAGAAUGAAGACUCAGCAAAAGCAUCAGGACAGAUCUUCACCAUCACUGACUUCAGAGCUGAACACAGUGGGAAUUAUUACUGUGAAGCCCAGAACAAAUUUGGGCAUGAAAACGCUACCAUUUGUCUCACUCUCGCCACAGGAAAACCUCCAAUAGCAAUUAUUAUCACAAUUGUGGCUCUGCUGGUUCUGGUUCUGAUCCUGAUAGCUGUCCUUCUGUGUCGAUGGAUUAGGAAGAAGAAAACUCUGGACACCACCAGUGAACCAAACGACCCUGUGAAGUUCGGCUCUGGUCUUGAGUACCAGAGCGUCAAGACUGCAGCAAAGACUGAAGACAAAGAGGAACAGGAGGACCUGAUGUAACUGCACCGUGUGAAAUGUGCAUUUUUGGAGUUUUUUACAUUUUGCACACUGUGUCCUUGUAUUUCACUGCAACAUACAAAGAUAUUUAUGAAUCAGGCGGCAACCUCCAGGUCUGAGCAUGGAGGCAAACCAGGAAGUGCAGGGGCUGCAAAAAAAAAAUCUGUCCGUUCAUUUCGGUGCAAAAUGAGAGAACUUCCCACUUGAUUUAUUACCUCAGAAUUUUUUUUUAGGACAACACUUUAGUCUCAAUAGCUAGUAAAACAUCUUCUUCAAGACAAUUUGAUGUUAAUAGUUCUAACAAUGGCCCCAUUUAGAAGAAAAUAGAAGAUAAAGAAUCAUAUGAUUUGGGGCGUGGCUAGCUUUGAUUGACAGGUCACUGACAAGGUGAGCCCUCAUCAUGAGAGAAGCGGAGCAAUGCGUAUCCACGGCAACAUGUCAAUAAAGUUAUAUAUAAUGUUACAUAGAUAUAAAAAAGACGUUUACCGAUUUGGUCUCAUAACUUUGACCCUUUCACACUGUAUUUUCACUUAAUGACAGUUUAUUUGAGCGUUUUGUUCAGUAAAAAUGUCUUGUUCAGUGUUUGGUUGGACUAACAGACACUCCAAGGAGUCGCUGUUCAUUUUUCUGAGGUAAGUAACGUACAUUUUGUUUUUUGCUAGCCAAAAUUAACAUCCCAGUUAAUGCUAACAUGGAUUAGCUUCUCUCAGCCAGGUUGAGGUGUAGAGAGGCGUGUAGUCAGUGAUCAGAUCCCUCUCGCUCCUCCGCAGUCCAACUAUGGUCUGCUCCCCUUAUCGGAAACAAGAUGGUGACGAGUGUAACGCUGAAGUCGAUGCUUCCAACAGGCAGUCCACAAACCAAUGGGUGACGUCACGGUGACUACGUCCAUUAUUUAUAUACAGUAUGAUAUGAAUCUAUCAGUCUUGCAGCUCUUUGGAAUCUGCACAACCAUGGCUAGAAGUGGGAACAACUCAAACAUGUCUCCACAUAUUGUACAUAUUGAAGUACUAUCAUGUUUCCAGCCUUUCCUGUCCUCUCCUCUCUGCUCUGUGUAAACAGCCUCUCCUCUCCUCUCUGCUCUGUGUAAACAGAUUUUCAGUGAAUAUUUGUCAUGUGACCGUUGGUCUCAGCAGAAUCAAUCAUGUCUUCACAGUGUCUCUGAGGAGCAGAAUUUAUCUGGUUAGUGUAAACACUUUAUUUUAAAUGACAUUUUGAAUGAAUUCUGACAGAAACUUUUCUGUCAAGGUCUGUCAUAAGUUCAAAUUUUGACAAUAAAGCCUGUUUUUACAUUUUUCUUUCUCCAAUAAACUGUAUU